UCGAACACGCGAUAGCAGGUGAAAUUAAUGGGGGGAAAGGCGAUAAGAAGGAGAGAGAAGAACUACAGAGCUGCUCAUGACGGCGGCAACAGCACCCGUCUGCCGCCGCCACCUGUUGCUUCCUCCAUUGAUGCUCUCCCGUCAAAACUUCGCAAAUUGAUGUCCUUUGCAGGAUCUGCAAAGGAACCACUGAAUUUUGGGAAGAAAAGAAUAGGAGAUGGAGCUGAUAAGGCAGCUCGUUCGGCAGAAGGAUCAGAAUCUAGUACUGCAGGGAUGAAAAGAAAAAGAGAUGGUAAGGAUUUGAUGGAACAACAAAAGGGGCAAGGAGAUGAAGACCCUGAAAUGAGCAAGAACGAGAAGAAGAAAAAGAAGAGGAAAAGUAAAGUAGCUGAUGACCUCCGGUUUAAGGCAUUGGAUACACCAGCUGCUGGUUCGCGGAGAAAAGAGCGCAAAAAGAAGCUGUUGGAAGCAAAAAAGAAGAAACAACAGAAGGCCCAGACAGAAGAUGACAUGGACUUUCGUGGCCGUGAAGAGAUUAAGUUUGGGGAUAUCGUUCAGGCACCUCCGAAGUUAACUGCUGUUCCCAAGUUGUCCAAGGCAACUGGAUUCCAUGAUGCUUCACAAGAAAGACUUCGCUUACAGGCAGUCGAAGCCUACAGAAAACGUAAAGGAUGGGAAUCAAGGCCAGGGAUUAAGCUUUCAGCACCUGUGACUACAACAAGUUUCUUUUAAAUGCGCAGCAAACAGGCACGCAAUAUCUCUACUGGAAGAUGGAAAUCAUGGAAGUGUAGGAAUAGUGUCAUUUUCCAUGAUUUCUGUAUGACCUAUAACUGUAGAUAUCCUGUACCUGUGAUGAGAGCUAGUCGGAGAGUUGAUGUAAGAGCAAUUCUAGUAUCUUCACACUCUAGUUUAAAUCAGAAGCUUUUUAUUUAUCUUA
Messenger RNA from Salvia hispanica, 937 nucleotides. RefSeq names its product coiled-coil protein. Lineage: Eukaryota; Viridiplantae; Streptophyta; Magnoliopsida; Lamiales; Lamiaceae. The record is from RefSeq and is a predicted model, not a curated record.